Molecule: messenger RNA, 1985 nt
Organism: Chaetomium fimeti
Lineage: Eukaryota; Fungi; Ascomycota; Sordariomycetes; Sordariales; Chaetomiaceae
Product: Alg9-like mannosyltransferase family-domain-containing protein
Exons: 4
Biological process (GO): GPI anchor biosynthetic process
Cellular component (GO): endoplasmic reticulum membrane
Molecular function (GO): alpha-1,2-mannosyltransferase activity
Source: RefSeq, a predicted model, not a curated record
CUCACAACAGCAACCCGCAACCUGCAAAGUACAAUAAAUACACCACCAUGCCAGUGGAAUCCAAGCCGGCUGCCGAAGGGUUGCGGGAACGGCACAAGGCGGGUUCCGUCGGAAACUCCCGCGAAAAAGAUAACUUGAAACCAAAAUCGAACGGAUCAAAACUUGUUCACGCUCAAGUCGCAGCAGCACAAGUCGGCGAUGUUCUCAGUUUGCUGCUACUCUUUCGCUUCAUCAACGCCCUCUGCGUCCGCACAUUUUUCCAGCCAGAUGAGUAUUUUCAAGCACUCGAACCGGCAUGGAGCAUUGCGUUCGGGGCCGACAGCGGCGCCUGGAUGACCUGGGAAUGGCAAUACCAGCUCAGGUCAUCGCUGCACCCCGCCAUAUUUGGCCUGGCAUACAAAGCUGCAGAGGCUCUUAUGAGCUUUCUACAUCUGUUUCCGCCGUUCAUAUCCUUCAUGCUUGUGGCCUUACCUGGAACCUUGCAGGCCGUGUUUGCUGCCCUAGGUGACUUCUACACGUGGAAGCUGGCCAUGGAUAUUUACGGUAGAGGGAGCAAUGCCCCAUGGGCUGCGCUAUGGAUGUCAGUGCUCAGCCCCUGGCAGUGGUAUUGCUCCACUAGAACCUUCUCCAACUCCCUAGAGACAACAUUGACUAUUGCCGCUUUGUGUUAUUGGCCCUGGGAAGUCCUCGAUGGUUCAAAGGCGAACAAAGAAGCGCAAACACCCUUACAGCAGAAGGGAAGAGUGACGAGCCUGCGUAUAUCGCUUGUACUCGCAGCCGUCGCCGUGUUGCUACGGCCGACAAACCUGCUCAUAUGGCUUGUUGUCCUGGGCGUUUCUCUAACACGGCUGCUUCCCGUCGGACAGCCACCUUUGCAGACAUCGACCCUGCUGGUGCUCUUCCGUGAGAUCGUCAUCUGCGGCACGGUGGUGCUGGCCAUCUCUCUCGUUUCCGAUCGCCUGUACUUUGGCUUUUGGACUUUCCCGCCAUACAACUGGCUCUACUUCAACAUCUCGCAAUCGCUCGCCGUCUUUUACGGCCAGAUGCCCUGGCACUACUAUUUCUCCCAAGGCGUACCGCUGCUCACCACGACAUUCCUCCCCUUCACCCUCGUCGGGCUCUACAAGGCAUCUUCUUCAUCCAUAAGCCCGUACGCCCUCCGAUCCGGCGUCCUCGGCACUCUGAAUGCUGCCGCCCUAACGAUGAUCAUCGUCCUCUCCCUCAUCUCCCACAAAGAAGUCCGCUUCAUCUACCCCCUCCUCCCGAUCUUGCACAUACUCGCAGCGCCCUACAUAACCUCCUUCUUCACCAAACCUCCCACUACCCCCGCUACCAUCCCAUCCCCCCCAUCAUCCAAACCAACCCCCGUCACCCUCCGCCACAAACUAACCCUCACCAACCUCCUCUCCCUCAACCUCCUCCUCGCCGGCUACCUCUCCCUCUUCCACCAACCGGCCCCCCUCUCCGUCCUCUCCUUCCUGCGCACCGACUUUGAACGCAUCCACCCCGACGCCCUCGACAUCACCCACACCACCAACCACCUCACCAACCUCAACCCCCCCCACGACGACACCACCACCACCGAAGAAGAAGAAGAAGCCGCCAAAACCAAAAAGGAACUAUUCGCCCUCUUCCUCACCCCCUGCCACACCACCCCCUGGCGCUCCCACCUCGUCUACCCGGCCCUGCGCGCCCGCGCCCUGACCUGUGAGCCGCCCCUGCACACCAGCCCCGGCACGCCCGAGCGCGACACCUACCUCGACGAGGCCGAUCGGUUUUAUCUUGAGGAGGAUGAUGCAGGGGGUGCUGAGGGGUCUUAUGGGGUGGGGUUUUUGGGGCGGGAGGUGUGGCCUCUUGUUGGCGGUGGUGAUGAUAGCAGUGGCAGUGGCGGUGGUGGUGGUGGUGGUGGUAAUGGUAAUGGAAGGGAUGGGGAGGUGCCGCGGUAUAUUGUGGGGUUUGAAGGGGUUGAGGGGGUGUUGAGGCGG